Molecule: messenger RNA, 1185 nt
Organism: Salvelinus namaycush (lake trout)
Lineage: Eukaryota; Metazoa; Chordata; Actinopteri; Salmoniformes; Salmonidae
Product: transmembrane protein 236-like
Exons: 4
Coding region: 1-1185 (394 amino acids)
Source: RefSeq, a predicted model, not a curated record
AUGGCCUCGGGGAGGACGCUGAAGUUCGCCCUGUGCGAGGUGCUGCAGUUCGCAGGCCUGUGCGUGCCGCUCUUCAUCGUCAUGCAGAGGUUCGCCCUCAUUGUAGCGCGGGUCAAGAGCGUGUCGCAGCCGCCCGGCGACGCAAGCACCGCCUACUGGCUCACCGUGGCCUCCUCCAUCGCCUAUGUCACCUCUGCUGCCCUGCUGGUCUGGGUACCCAUGAAGUACAUGGUGUUCACGAAUAAGAAGUUUCUUGUCGGGAGGAAGAAGUGGAGGCCGGUGGCCCUGGUCUAUUUGACACUUUCCACAUUACCCUGCUUUGCCUUUCUCAUCGCCAGCUCAGAGGUGCAGAUCAAUAACAGUAUAAGACAGGAUACGUUUGCAGAGCUCCCUGUGUCGUUGGUGCUCUUCUCUCUCAUCUGCAUCGAUAUUGUGGAGAGGAUCCGCCACAGUCGACUCACUGGACACGCUAACGAAUUGGCCAGAGAUGCUGAGAUCCCUUCCACUGUCGUCACGAACGUAACCCCAGUGACACCGGUAAACCCAGAAAACCCUGCGGCACCCGUAACGCCAGCUGUGCCCGGGCAACCUACACAACCAGGGCAACCUGGUAGUCCAAAUGGGCAGGACCAGAACGGGGCGGGGUCUCAACCAGAGGCCAAUUGGACACUCCAGGGGAUGCCAGGUAACCAGAUACAAGGCAGACAGUUCAGCAUGUCAGGCCUGAGCUCGCGCUCGGCAUGUUCUGCACGCUCGGCCAGCAUGUCCGCGGACCACGGCGUCUCACCAUAUGCCUACACAGGCCCGUUACACUUCUUGUGUGCCAGCGAUGCCCGAGCCGAAGUGUUUGUGGACAGCUUUCUGUUCUGGAUGGACACGGUGGAGAUGGUGAGGGUGGCAGGGCACCCGGCGGUCUACUACUCGGGCUGGGUGUUCCCUAUCUACAUCUUCAGCUACCUGUCGUGCCUGCGGCUGGUAGUCAUGCCCCACAGUCCUCUGCUGUCGUUGCUAGGCGUGGCCCUGCAGGAUCUGCCUUUCCUGUUUGUGCGUAUCGGCCUCAUUGCCUUCUUCGGCUUUGUAACGCCACUCCUCUACCUGAUGAAGAACUUGCUCGUUUGUCUGGCAUUCAUCUACUUCAACUUCAUGACCAAGCUGAGGGUCUUCAACACCGAGAGGAUGUUCUGA